Molecule: messenger RNA, 3927 nt
Organism: Ostreobium quekettii
Lineage: Eukaryota; Viridiplantae; Chlorophyta; Ulvophyceae; Bryopsidales; Ostreobiaceae
Source: the annotation of a GenBank genome assembly
AUGGACGGUGGCGUGGUUCAGCGCGGGCUGGACGGGCUCAAGAGGGGCGGUGGCUGGUCCAUAGCGCGGGGGCACAGCUCCUACAGGAGCCUGGGAUCGGAUCCCUCGGACUUUGAGGAGCAGGUGGAGGCCCUCCAGCGGGAGUUUCGAGAGCUGCGCGCGGAGUUCGGCGACUGGCCUCCGCGGUCGAGGAAGCCCUCGCCUCAAGCCAAGGCCAACGGGGGCGCCAUCGCGGGCCGGGGCAAGGGCGAGGGCGCUCGAAAUGGGGGCGGAUCGCCGGGGGCCUUCUACCGAUCGGCCCUGGCGUGGGACAAGGGCGGGGAGGGCAUCAAGGCGGGCGCCAGGAAGGCGUCGCCGCGCUGGGACGCGGAGUCGCCCCGGGAUGUGGAGGGCCUGAGGGCGGACUCCCGCACGCGGCAGCACAUCAACGAGGUGUUCACCACGGUGCCGCCGGGGAUUUACGACGACGCCUGCGGCGCGAGCGACAGGAGCGGGGAGGGCAGCGAUCCAGGGGCGGGCGGGGAUGGUUGGGAGGAGGCUGUGCCCAGCGUGCUGUCCCAGCGGGUGAAGGGCGGGCUGUCGAUCGCGAUCGACGGCUGGGGGCCCGACGGGGAGCGCCUGGGGGGCCGGGGGGCCUCCUCGGAUUCCAGCGAGGAGGUGAUGUCCACGCCCACGGGCAGCAGGAACAUGUCCCCGACCCGGCUGUCCGCCUCGGAGGUUGACUUCCCCAUGUGGCCCGGCUGCGGGCGCGCCAGCGAGAUAAGAUCCUACACCCCGUUUGGUGACGGCGAGGACGACGACGACUCGGACUUGGGCGGCUGGACGGCGCCGCGCACGCCCAGCGCGCCCUGCCUGGCCGAAGAGGCGGGCUUCGGGUCCGCCUGGGACACGGACGCCGGGCAUGGGGAGGAUGAGCCGAUCGGGGCCGGACCCGGGCCGGAGGCCAAAUCGGCGGUGGUGGCAGUGCCCGCACGGAGGGCGGAGGCGCCGGAGGCGCUCAGCUUGUUGCUGGAGUCCCCCCACAGGCCCUCCAGCUUCAGCCUGAACCAGAUGUACAAGAUCGGCGGGCGGGGGCCGGAGGGCCCGGACUCGCCGCAGCUGUCGCAGCGGUCCAAGAGCUGCACGCUGCUGUCGCGGCUGGGGCCCAACGGGGGCCGGUCCCCCGACGAUGAUGGUGAAGUCCUGGUCUUCGAGGGGGAUGCAAAGGCAGCGGAGGACGGCCGGGAAAGCCUCCAAGAUCGUGACGGAGGCGGAGAAGGCCCGGCGGCGGAGGGCUCCCCUCUAGACGACCCCGAGCAGAGGACCGAGGCGGUGUGCGCGGUGUUCGAGUUCCUGCGCGACAUGAAGAUGUCCAUGACGCGGGGCAUUGGGUCCAUGCAGACGCGCGCGGCGGAGCUCCAGGCGCGCAGCCCGGUGCCCUCCUCGCGCCCGCGCUCGCUGCCCGGGGCGCCCCGAUCGGCCCGCGGGGGCGCGCCCCCCUCCUCCCCCGCGUCCGCGCGAUCGCAGUCCGCCUUCAGCGAGGGGAGGAUCACGUCCAAGGGGGUGGAGGCCUCUGAAGAUUUUGGUGGCCGCGAAUCCGCUCCACCCGCCCGUGACGGGGAACACCGAGAGCGCACAGAUCGAUCAGCGGGGACUAUCCACGCCUCGCCUCGCCUGACGGGUCAGAAGGCUCGUGCCCAGUGUGGGGACCGUCCGGCUGUGCCCAGGUCGCCCUGCGCCAAAGCACCAGGGAAGGGGGGCAAGGGGUACCUGAGCGACGUGGACGAGCGCGUGAUCAAGGCGCUGGGAGGCGGGAUUGGGCAGGUGCGGCGGGAGGGCGAGUGGGCGCCCAGCAGCGACGAGUUCGUGCUCCAGGCGCUGGGCGGGGGCACCCCGAGGGAGGAGAGAAAGAGUAGGGAGUGCGAGCGAAACAACGGUAGCUACACCGGGCUGGACAGCACGGGGAGCCUUUAUGCCCGCGGGCAGCAGCCGCAGGACCAGCCGGCGGUGCCGAGGCUGGAGACUGGUGGCCGGGCGGCGGAGGAGGCGGACGCACCCGCGGGCGAGGGGGCGAUCUUCUCGCCCAAGCUGGAGGGGGAGGCGCCCGGGUGCGAGGCGGCCGGCGCGCAAGUCAACGAGGAGGCGGUCACGGCGGAUGGUGGUGGCGAGGCCCAGGGCUGGGAUGACGUUGCGGGGUCGCCGGAGUGCCCGGAGGGCGCCGUGGAUCGUGUCGAUGGGCACGUCGGUGUGUCCUGCGACGGUGGGGAUUGCGCGGUGGGGCUGGAUUCGGUCGAGGGUCCGUCCCAAGAGUGCGCCGAUGCUGUGGUCGACCGGCUGGAGACUGGGGUUGAGGGUCCUGUCGACGAGGACUCGGCCCAGGUGACGUCCCAGGGGUUCCCGGAGAGGGGUGCAGUUCAGGCUGACAAUGUCGAUUGUGCGGAGAGCCAAGAAACUGGUGAUGUGGAGGACCAGGUCCUGCUGGAGCAGCAUGAGCAGCACGGCAUCGAGAGUGUUUCAGAGAAGGCUGUUGGCCUGUCUGCCAAGGAUGCCACUGACGAGGAAGGUGCCAGUGCCAGCCAGCCGGCCUCAGCUGCUGUUCCCAACGAUCCAGAGCAGCAGGACGAAACAGGUGAUGCAUGGGAGUUGCAGAGCUCCGAAGCCAACGCUGAGGACAUUUCUCCUGAUAUCGCUGAAUGCAUCUGCGAGGCCUCCGAGGUUGUCCAGGAGCACGACAGUGCGGACUGCCCAGUGCCCAUCUCUGAGCAAGAUGAACACUGCCACACAGCGACCAGUGUGCCGCCGUCAACCCCUGCGCUUGUCACCAACGCCGCAAAGUGUGACAUUGCCAGUUGUGACGAACGCAACGACUACAGAAGCUCUUCCAGAGGUGACGAAGACGAUCAGGGCGCACAAGACCCAUUUGCAGACCAGCCGGCAGCUCGCACCGAUCUGGUCAAAGCUGCUGUGAACGGCAAACUCCUUGGGCCAAAGGCUCAGCUUGGCAACAAGCCCGUGGACAGCGGGGUGGCCCACAUGGCAAUGGAGAGCCUGGAGGACAAGCCGCCCAGAGACUUCCAGAGCCUGAAGGUGCAGCCCAGGACUGGCGGCACUCGUGUGCAGGUUGCGGACGUGCCCCCCUUGGUGUUGUGCAGCCAAGCGCUGAUUCCUCCUGAGGAUGGAGACUACAGCUGCGACUCGGACAGGUCGUUCUGGACUCCCAGGAGCCGGGCUUCCAGUGUGGGAUGGUUCAGCGUGGCGUCGUGGCCGGCAGGGAGCCGGGAGAGGAGCGAGGGUCCAGUGGAUCACAACAGCUUCGAGAGGUCCACCAGUCAGCAACUCUGCGGCUUUGGCGAUGAACACACAUGCCGCAAGGAGGCGGCAAAUAGACAGCCACUGCCCUUGCCCUCAAAAUGGUCUGGAACGGGCUUCAGCACCUACCUCAAGGGGCCUCGUGUCUCCCUUGACGAAAACAACGCCGUGGCCUGGUCCCAAUCGGAAGGGGCCCAGUGCGACUUUGUGAUCAGUGAGCAUGCCUACUCGCGCGGCAUCGUGGAGGUCGUCGUUGAGGUGGAGCACCUGGAGGGCUGGGCGUUCGUGGGGGCCAUAGGCAACGGGGAGCCCAGGGAGGUGCAGCCAGGCAGCCUUGCUGAGUCGCCAUGGUCAUAUGGGUGGAGCAACGAGUGCGAGCUCUAUUCUGGGGACCACUACUACUUUGAGUCCGCCCAGGAGAUGAUCAGGACGGGCACUGUCUUCCACCUCGUGCUGGACAUCAUGCGUUCCAGACUGUGCCUGCAGUUUCCUGAGACCAGCAGGGGUAGGGAGCAUGGCUGCCAUGGCCGUUUCUUCAUGUGCGAGCUUGGCACGAUGCCCAGAAAGGACUGGCGGAUAGUGUUUGAAUGGCUGGGCAGCGCGAAGAUCCGCCUGACGCAGGUCGAGAGCUUCGUGUAG